AUGGCUCCCAUUGGACUUUUUCUCAUCGGUUUUCUCACAUUUUUUUCAAAUGUCGACGCCUAUGGCGGUGGUUGGACCAAUGCUCAUGCCACGUUUUACGGCGGCGGUGAUGCCUCCGGCACAAUGGGUGGUGCUUGCGGGUACGGGAAUUUGUACAGUCAGGGGUAUGGUACAAACACGGCAGCGUUGAGUACAGCACUGUUCAACAACGGGCUGAGUUGCGGGUCGUGUUACGAGAUAAAGUGCGUUAACGACGGGCAGUGGUGCCUGCCCGGGUCAAUUUUGGUGACGGCCACGAAUUUCUGCCCGCCGAACAACGCCUUGCCCAGCGACAAUGGCGGGUGGUGCAACCCGCCCCGGGAACACUUUGACCUGUCACAACCCGUUUUCCAGCACAUGGCCAAGUACAAAGCCGGUAUUGUCCCUGUUGUUUACCGAAGGGUUCCGUGCAUCCGAAAAGGGGGCAUAAGGUUCACAAUCAACGGCCACACAAACUUCAACCUCGUCCUCGUCACCAACGUCGCCGGCGCCGGCGACGUCCACUCCGUGUCGGUGAAGGGUUCCCGGACAGGCUGGCAGGCAAUGUCCAGAAACUGGGGGCAAAAUUGGCAAAGCAACGCAAAGCUCGACGGCCAGAGCCUCUCCUUCAUGGUCAUCGCCAGCGACGGCCGGAAGGUCGUCUCCAACGACGUCGUGCCUGCCGGCUG
Molecule: messenger RNA, 707 nt
Organism: Striga hermonthica
Lineage: Eukaryota; Viridiplantae; Streptophyta; Magnoliopsida; Lamiales; Orobanchaceae
Source: the annotation of a GenBank genome assembly